This is a messenger RNA of Sinocyclocheilus grahami, 897 nucleotides long. RefSeq names its product leucine-rich repeat-containing protein 74B-like. The record is from RefSeq and is a predicted model, not a curated record. The coding region runs from base 1 to 897 and encodes 298 amino acids. NCBI's taxonomy places the organism in Eukaryota, Metazoa, Chordata, Actinopteri, Cypriniformes, Cyprinidae. The transcript has 9 exons. Gene Ontology annotation, molecular function: protein binding.
AUGGCCCACCAGGAUGAAGAUCAUAUGAUUGAAGAAGACGAGGUGGAUGAAGGUGGAGGUAUCCAUCCAGGUGAUGGACAGCAGCAGGAGGAAGAGUGUGUCAUCAGUGACGAAGAUUUUGACACAGACCUGGAACUUGACAGAUUUCACAUGCGUAACUUGUCUCAUACAGGUACCAACGCUCUGGCCAUUUCCUUAGUAACCAACACCUCCAUCCUGAAGCUCAAUCUGCGAGAUAAUUGGAUGGAGGGAAUAGGCGGGGCUUCCAUUGCUGAUAUGCUCAAAGAGAAUUGCUACAUCACAGAAAUUGAUUUGUCUGAAAACCGGAUGGGUGAAUACAGAGCCAGGGCUCUGUCCAGCAUGCUGUUGGAAAACUCUACCCUAUUCUCUCUCAACCUCUCCGAGAACCAUCUGGACGAGCGAGCGGCCAGACACCUGUCCCCAGCUCUGAUCAGCAACCAGAAACUUCAGCACCUCGACCUGAGUCACAACAGAUUCGGAGAUAUAGCAGGUGGGAAAUCCUGCAUGGGCACUGCUAUUGCCGAGAACACGGGAAUGAAGUCACUCAAUCUGGCUUGGAACUGCAUUCGAGGAAAAGGAGCCAUUGCAUUUGCUAAAGGCCUGGAGGGAAAUAUCUUCUUGCGGACCCUGGAUUUGUCGUUCAACGGCCUGGGCAAAGAAGGAGCCGUGGCUCUAGAGGAAGCACUCAAACACAACAAUACACUGGAGGAUCUGAACAUCAGCAAUAAUCGCAUACCUCUCGAAGGAGCCAUCCAUUUCGCGUUGGGCCUCAAAGUGAACACGACUCUACGAGUUCUCAAAAUGUCUAGGAAUCCAAUGCAGUCAGCGGGAUGCUUCGCCAUUUUAAAAUCAGUUCAAGCUUCUCUUUUCUCGUAG